This is a messenger RNA of Aptenodytes forsteri (emperor penguin), 1635 nucleotides long. It is a transcript of the gene ODAD4, whose product is annotated as tetratricopeptide repeat domain 25. Gene Ontology annotation, cellular component: cytoplasm. The transcript is spliced from 12 exons. The record is from RefSeq and is a predicted model, not a curated record. Lineage: Eukaryota; Metazoa; Chordata; Aves; Sphenisciformes; Spheniscidae. Gene Ontology annotation, molecular function: protein binding. Bases 1 to 1635 code for a protein of 544 amino acids.
AUGAUGAAACCGGCACUGAAGCUGAGAGCAGGAGACAAGCACUGUCUAGUUGCCCGCUCAAAAUGUUACCUGAAACUUGGAGACACAGAAAAUUCCCUGAAAGAUGCUGAAGCUUCUCUCCAAAAUGACAAAACAUUCUCCAAGGGACUUUACCAAAAAGCUGAGACAUUAUAUACCAUGGGUGAUUUUGAAUUUGCGUUAGUGUUUUAUCAUCGAGGCUACAGACUGCGUCCAGAACUGCAGAAGUUCAGGCUGGGUAUCGAGAAAUCCCAGGAGGCAAUUGUCAACUGCAUUGGAAGUCCAUCCUCAAUUAAACUGGAGAAUAAAGAGGAUCUGUGCUUUAUAAGCAGGCAGGCAGAGAGCAAAAAAGCAAAUCAGAAACUCCAAAACAAAGUGACUAAGGAUCAGAAAUGGACAAGGAAACAGCCUGUGAGGAAUCCAAAAACAGAGCGACAGCUUCUUGGAGAGCUUUAUGCUGACAAGGCCUACCUAGAAAAGUUGCUCAAGGAUAAAGAUUUGAUGGAGAGCAGCACAAAGCAGGGGAUCAAAGUAGCGGACCUGGUUUUGAGUGGCAUUUCCUACCUGGACACACGCAGUGAAUUCUGGCAGCAGCAGAAGCCUAUUUAUGCCCGUGUGAGAGAGCGCAAGCUCAGGCAGCAAAGGUGGAUCCGGGACAAGAAACGAAAACCAGCUGAGGUUGGCAGAUACAUUGUGAAGAGCAUGGAGGACAUUGAUAUGUUGCUGACUGGCGACUCCCCUGAAGAAAGCUGCAAGAAAGCUGAGCGUGUGCUAAAAAGAAUACAAGGGUGGUCAGAUGAUGAAGUUCCCAACAAGAAUGAACUGAUUGGAAACCUCCACAGCUGCAUCGGGAAUGCUCAGUUAGAGAUGGGCCAGAUGGAGGCAGCUCUGCAAAGCCAUAAAAUGGAUCUGGAAUUUGCCAGGCAGAACGACCUGCGAGAUGCCGUAUCCAGAGCCCUUGGUAACGUUGGCAGAGUUUAUGCCAGAAUUGGCAAAUUCCAGCAAGCUAUUGACACUUGGGAGGAGAAGAUUCCAAUGGCAAAAUCCAGCCUGGAGAAGACCUGGCUGUUCCAUGAAAUUGGCCGAUGUUACCUCGAGCUGAAUGAAGCUGGAGCAGCCCAAAAUUACGGACGGAAGUCCCUGCAGUCAGCAGAUGAAGAGGGAGAUGCUGAGUGGCAACUCCAUGCUACUGUACUCGUGGCACAAGCACAAGUAAAACUAAAGGAUUACCGGUCUGCAAUCAUGAACUUUGAAAAAGCACUUGAGAAGGCAAAGCUUAUUCACAAUGAAGCUGCUCAAAAGGCCAUCAUUAUUGCCUUGGAUGAUGUGAGCAAAAGCUUCAUUGAAGAGCUGAACAAAAGAAGAGAAGAACCGACAGUUUACUCUCUUAAAGAUUAUGACUUCAGCAGUGAAAACACAAAAGACGACUUCGAGAAGUUCAGAGAGAGAGAGGAAAGUGAACAAAGCGCAGAGAAUCAAGACGGCGAAAAGCAAAAAGAAGAUGCCAGGAACUCUAAAGAAGAACACGGGAACAGUAAAGAAGGGGGAAACGAACAAGAAAAUAAAGAGAAGGAGAGCAAAGGGGAAGAGAAGAGACGAGGCAGGAAGGAGGAGUAG